This is a messenger RNA of Linepithema humile (Argentine ant), 3716 nucleotides long. NCBI's taxonomy places the organism in Eukaryota, Metazoa, Arthropoda, Insecta, Hymenoptera, Formicidae. The record is from RefSeq and is a predicted model, not a curated record.
GUCGUAUCUAAAAAUUUGCAGUGGAAGUAUGCAAGAUUUGUAAUAAGAUUAUUGCGUGUCAAGAAUUCAUCUAAUUGUAAGUUUAAUCAUUAUUGGAAACAUUACGGUGGAUUAAGAGAAAGAAAAGAGAACUUUUGUGGUAUAAUGUUCAGCAAUAUUCUUUUGAAAUAUAUGUCUCAGCAAAUAGCGUUGUGAACAAACUCAGAUUCUCGCCGCUGUGCUACUUUUACAUCGACUCGCAUGUUUGUUUACACAGAAGUCGUGAGAUUCGCCAAGAGCUCUUAAAAAAUUUACAGAAGACAGAUAGAUUACAUACAUGAUAUGACAAAAGUUUACACAGAAAUGUAUAAGGAAUGGAAUAUAAGAAGAGAAAAUGAGCAUAUCGGAAAUUUAUUUGCCAUCCCAUAUUGCUAUAUUAUUGAAAUAUUAAAGCUUUUAUGCGUUAUACCUAAGCUAAAUGUGCCAAUUAUUCCAGAAGAUAUUGACGUUUUAUACUCUAUAUGACAAUUUCCGACUGUUAAUAUUCGGAGUGAUUUCGCUCAAAGUCACUCGAAGUUCUCGUUGAGCCGUCGCUACCACAAGCUGUCGAAGAUCGCCGCACUUGCGCGUUGAAAGUGACGUGUGGCACGCUUUCCCACGAACCCCUUAAGUGGUUCAGUGUGGCACCAUCUACGCGUCCGCAACCACCGUUCGGCGUCGCGACAGUGCGGAGGCAGCAGCAACCAGCAGCAUCCCGUGCGCAGCAUCCGCAAUUGCGUGGUGAUCCAUCCAUUCUUACUCUCUCCCCCGCUCCGUGCGCGCGCGGAGUUCCUCGCCGGAAAGCGUGUCGCGGGAUGCGUCGCGCCGAUCAGUGGUGGUAAAUCGAAUCCCGAUAUCCCAUCUCGCUGCUGAUAUAUCAAGACCAGGCCGAGCAGAAAGUGUUGCGCGCUUGCUGGCCGAUGAAGGCGCGUAAGAGCCGCGACAAAAAAGGAGAGCUUGAAGGACUCGGGGGCGUUUUAGGGAGCUCCGGGGGCGCCGCGCUCGCCCUUGGCGGCCGACACAAGCCGGAGGAGCUUGCCACCCUCGCGGCCACCACGAGAUUUUCCCGAAAGGAGAUCCAGCUGAUCUAUCGGGGCUUCAAGCAGGAGUGCCCAAGCGGCUUAGUCGACGAGGAUGCCUUCAAAAAGAUCUUCUCGCAGUUCUUUCCGCAGGGAGACGCAAGUCAGUACGCUCACUAUGUCUUCAACACCAUGAAGAGGAAACCAUCCGGCAAGAUAAGCUUUGAGGAAUUCCUCACUAUACUGUCGAAAGUGUCGAGAGGAUCGGUGGAGGAGAAGCUGCAAUGGGUAUUCGGACUGUACGAUCUGGACGGCGAUGGUUUGAUAAGCAAGGAGGAAAUGCUGGACGUUGUGGGUUCCAUCUACGAGAUGCUUGGUCGCUACACGCAACCGCAAAUCCUCGAACCACAUGUGGCCGCUCGCGAACACGUUGACCGCAUCUUCCACUUGAUGGAUGCGAAUAAGGACGGUGUGGUGACCAUCGAAGAGCUGGUGCAAUGGUGCUCCAAGGACGAGCAAUUGUUACGAAGUCUCGACACUCUGGACACCGUAUUAUGAGAUCUUAACAUUCUACUGAAGAUUCCAGUAUCGGAUUAUCAACUACGCUUUGAGCAAUGACGAGGCACAGAGUAUCGUGAAACUUUUCAUCGAUUUAUCCGUGUCGCUUUACGCAAAUAAAGAGGGUAUGCAAAUUAUUCUUCAAAUGAUUACGCGUAUGAAAAAAGUUUAUCGAAAAUGUUAAAAGUAUUUUCUAAAGAAGAUUAUAAAAUUCUAGUUAAAUCUUUUGCGAAUCGUAAGCUUAUGAUUUACAGGGAUAACGUACAUUAUUCAAGAUGUCGUUUGCAGCGAGAGAAAGCCAAGCGCAGGCAGUCAGAUUGUCAUUGCUCGAGACGUGACUGUAAAAAACGACGCUAACCCUUUCGCACGUGUCUUUGUAAAUAUGUAUGUACCCUGUUUACUUACCUACCCAGUCUUUCAUGUACAACACUUCUGGUACGUCACUCGACUCUUGAGAAUCUAAAAGAACCGAUUAUUCAUAAUUCGAAAUUUCUUGAAGCUGCGCAGCUUUAGAAGUUUGGAAUGUUAAAAUUAUAUUAAAAUACCGAAUAUAUUACAAAAUAUUGUUAAAUUGUUAAUUAUAUUGCAGAAAGAGAACUAUCGGUUCAUCCAGAAAUUGUUGCAGAAACAAAAAAGAAAAAAGAAAUAGAUGAGAGCAAUCGACAUGAAUUUGAUCUGUAAAAGCAAAAAAAGGGGGUUUCAUAAUUUACGAAAAAGAUUUAAUUUUUGAUCUUUUUAAAAUUUUUUUAAAUUUUAUAGAAUGUAAUGCUUAGAAAUUUUUUAAAUUUUUUUUUUAAGAAUUAUCACGGACAUUCGCGUAGUCGUAAAAUAUUUAAACAUCGGGAUUUUUAAUGGUGUAGGUAUUAAUCGAUUGAUUCUUUGGGCGCAAGUCUGCCCUUCCCUACAGCACAGAUAUAGAAAACGAUGACAUCUUGCAUAAAUGUAAUUUUGAUGUAUGUCAAUAACAAUACGUGUGGAAAACACAAGUUUGAUCAGUCAUCAAUUUAUCUUAGCAUAUAUGACUAUAAACAAAGUUGCAUGGGAUUAAUCAAAAGUAGAAAUAUAGACAAAAACGAUUAAAUACAUUUUUAAUUGCAUAUAUUUAUCGAUUAAUCCCAACCAAUUUUUGAACAAGAUGAGGUUUUUAUAAUAUUUUUUAAAAUUGUUGAAUGCAACAUUAAUGUAAUCUUAUAAAAAUUUUGCAAUUUCAUGUCUUUAUAAUGUCUCUUCAACAUUGCAAUUUGCAAAAUCGUAACAUUAUUGCAAUGUGUAGUUGAAAGAUUCUGUGCUGUAUGGGCUAGCUCUUUAAGAUUUCCAAAAUUUGAUCUUUCAAUCUUAAUGUAUUAUCGUGAAUGCCGAAUUUGAACUUUUUGUUCAUCGAUUACGAAACAAUACUCUUCUUGGACCAACUGAAGGAAACAAAUGUUAUCCUAUUAUCAUUUGGUCGAUACCUCGUGUGAUUAUCCUGUACCUUAUUAUUACAUAAUGUUAUCGAUAUUAAUAAAGAAUUAUUAUUAGAGUUAAGGCAACUCAUUGUCUGCCAUGUGUGAUGUCAAUAGUAACGACACAAUAUUUCUCAGAUCUUUUUAGAUCUUAAUAUUAAAUUUUUCAUUUUUAAGAAACUAAACUUCAAAUCCUUUCAUUACAUAUAUUGUACAAUCUUAAAUCUUUACAGAUUACUCGCAAAAGUUGCCAUUUCUGCGUUUUUAAACGCUUCAAUCGUGUAAACUUCUUAAUUAUUUAAAUAUUCUUGAAUCCAUAAAUUUAUAUUCUUUAAAUUUAAGAAAUAAAGUUUUCCUCUAUAACUUUAUUUCGAUCUUCAUGGCAGAUGAAAUGUCGACACCACUAAUUAUACUUGUUCCCAAAAAUUGUUGAGAUUUAAGAUAUAUAAAAAAGUAAUAUCUCUUACAGAAACAAACUAUAUUGACUUUGUUAAGAGCAUUUCGUGAAUUUAUUCUUAUUCGCAUAUAUUGCGAAUUUUUCAGCGUUGUAAACGCAAAACACGCCUUUUGCGUUUACCGAGAUUAGGAUGUAGUGUGUACAUACGUAUAUGCACUUUUGUUAAAACGCAUGUACACUUAUGCAUACCUGAAAAAAAAAAUAAAUCUUUGUACCUCGAAA